Messenger RNA from Topomyia yanbarensis, 2213 nucleotides. RefSeq lists its product as uncharacterized. The transcript is spliced from 2 exons. The coding region runs from base 301 to 1572 and encodes 423 amino acids. The record is from RefSeq and is a predicted model, not a curated record. Lineage: Eukaryota; Metazoa; Arthropoda; Insecta; Diptera; Culicidae.
CCUUUCAAAGUCAAUUUUGACAGCAUGCUAAUUGGCCCUUCUCAAAAAAACACGCGAGAAUUAUUUUACGCGAUAGCAUAGUUAAUAAUAAACAAAUGCAUCUCACACUGAGAGCACCCGCACCAAUGCGUUGCUAGUCGGACUGCUAUAGCAUGCUAGAUUGACAACAUCAUUCGUUACUAUUUUGGUUAACGACCGAGUUACGCACCGGUGGUUGCUAUCAUGGUUGUUAUUUUAUCUUUCCCUUUUCGCACCGGUAGUUGGUAAAUAAAGUUGCUACCCGUAGGUAGAAAAAAAAUAAUGGAGAACGCGGAUGUCUUUCUUGAGUAUUUUUCUGAUUCGAGCGAUGAAGAAAAUCAUUUCGCGGAACAAAUAUUGAUAUACGCAUAUGGAACGACAAAUUCAAUCACCCGAAGAAGCCGAGGUGGUUCCCAACCUGGAAAACGACCGAAUAUUGACCGACGAGCAGAGGAAGGUGCCAUUCGAUUGUUCAAAGAUUACUUUUCGGAAACACCUAUAUAUACGGAUGAACAAUUUCGUCGACGUUAUCGGAUGCAUCGUAGAUUGUUUUUGAAAAUUAAAACGAAGAUUGAAACAAACGAAUACUUUAUUCAAAAACCAGACGCAACUGGAAAAUUGGGACUGACAUGCAUCCAGAAAUGCACGGCUGCUAUUCGUCAGUUAGCAUAUGGAUCACCGUCGGAUGCAAUGGACGAAUACGUUCGAAUCGGCGAAUCUACAGCUCGAAAGUGUUUGAUGGAAUUUUGUCGCACGGUUGACACAAUAUUUAGCGAUGAAUUCCUACGCUCACCCACGCGUUCAGAUUUGAAGCGUCUACUUAAAGUCGGAAAUGAGCGAGGUUUUCCGGGUAUGCUAGGAUCGUUAGAUUGCUGCCAUUGGCAGUGGAAGAACUGUCCUACUGCUUGGGCAGGGCAGUAUAAAGGUAAAGAGAAGAAACCUACUAUUGUUCUUGAAGUGGUUGCAUCGUACGACUUAUGGAUAUGGCAUGCAUUCUUUGGUAUGCCAGGAUCAAACAAUGAUAUUACUGUACUGCAUAGGUCCCCUCUAUUUUCAAACCUAUAUGGCGGCAAAACACCAUCAGUGAAGUAUGAGGUUAAUGGUCACACUUACAAUACCGGGUACUAUUUAGCAGACGGAAUAUAUCCUCCCCUUGCCACACUUGUGCAAACGAUAGCGUCGCCCGUUGGCCAAAAGCGCAAGUACUUCGCAGAAAGGCAAGAGUCUACUAGAAAAGAUGUGGAACGCGCCUUCGGUGUGUUGAUGGCACGGUUUGCCAUUAUAAAAAAUCCGGCUAGGUUGUGGAAUAAAGAGGAUUUGAAAUCUAUUAUGCGCACCUGUAUAAUUCUUCAUAAUAUGAUCAUUGAAGAUGAACGGGAAGAUUUAACGUCAUACGAUAUAGAGGAAAGCAAUGUUCAUGAAGUAGUGAGACCAGUUGAUGAUUUUACAGCGUUUCUGGGUCGAUACAGAGAAGUACAUAACACCAGCCUUCAUCAUCAACUACAGAAUGACCUGAUUGAGCAUCUUUGGAAUAUGAAAGGGGAUGAAGAGUAGUUUUACAUUCACUACACUACUAAUUCAUAUUCUUGUAUGUAAAAUUAAAUCUUUCCACAAAUUCACACAUCUUUUUCAUAAUUUAUUUAACAUGGCUGAAUGAAUUAGCAUAACUGAGCCGCGAUUAUUUUUUUAUUUUUACAGUAUGCGCAAAAAACUAACGCUAAUUUAAUAUCUAUUGGUCGGGUCGUGUUGUCAUGUCGUUCGCUGGCGGAGGAGUAUUAGUUGUGUUGUCUGUCGCAGCUUGGCUUGGAGAAAAUUCGUCGCUGUUGUGCUAUCUUAUGACAAGCGCAAUUUAGCACUUUUCGAGAAAAACGAUUUUUAAAGUUUGAGAUUGAAUAUCUUAAAAUUUAUAAAUGUUAGAAGCUUUUUGGAGAAGGCAUUCGAUGCUUCUAUCUUUUCUGAAGUAAACUCUCGAUUUGUGCGAAGAUCGGUUGACUAUAUUUACAGUUUUUGCUUAAAGUGUAAACCAAAGUCGCUCACAUACGUGUCAUAAGUGUGUAUUGAUGAUAAAAUAUGUAUGACGUGUCACAAAUGUGUACAGAAGAUUUCAUAUAAAAAUGAAUUAUAACUGAUUCGUAAAAUUAUGCGUUAUAGAUCACUAUGUUCAAUAUUAUACUUUUCCAUGCGAUAGCAGCAAU